GAGAGAGAGAGAGAGAGAGAGAGAGAGAGAGAGAGAGAGAGAGAGAGAGAGAGAGAGAGAGAGCUGCUGUCUGUCUGUGGGUAUCGUUAGAGCAGCUCCGGUGAUCCUCCAGCUCGUCUGUGUUUGUUUCCACGCAGCUCUCACGCAUUUCUCUCACCGCCGGCGUCCGCGUGCGUGUGAAGAUGCUCUAGUCCCGCCUGCGUCUGCAUCCGCCCCGUGACCUUUGACCCCUGAGCCCCGACACCGACCCGUGCCUGGCCGGCGCCCCACGCGCUCCAGAACCAUGUGAGGGCUCUCCGCUGCGUCUCUGAGUGGACUGGAGCACCGCCUGUAACCCCGCCCCAGUUUAUACAAGCCCCGCCCUCCCCGUAGCCCGCCCCCAUCGCUGAAGAAGCUCGCCAUGAUGUUCCGGGACCAAGUGGGGAUCCUGACGGACUGGUUCAAGGGCUGGAACGAGUGCGAGCAGACGGUGGCGCUGCUGUCGCUGCUGAAGCGCGUCUCUCGGACGCAGGCCCGCUUCCUGCACAUCUGUCUGGACCACUGGCUGUCCGACUGCACCGAGAUACACAUCCUGGAGGCAGAAGCCAACAACGCAGCCGUGGUCAGUCAGUGGCAGCAGGAACCCAAGGAGAAGGCCGUGUCUCUGCUGCUAUCCCAUCUGCCCCUGCUGCAGCCGCGCAACAGCGAAGCCAAGUGUGAGUACAUGAACCUGCUGCAGAAGGUGCUGAGCCACACCAUCGAGAGCAGCCUGUUCGUGGAGGAGAGCCGGCAGCUGCUGUCCUACGCCCUCAUCCACCCGGCCACCACCCUCGAUGACCGCAACUCCCUGGCCCUGUGGCUCAGUCACCUGGAGGAGCAUCUGUCCUCGCGGCCAGCUCCGCCCGGACCCUUCCAUCACGCCCGGCAGGGCUCCGACGAGUGGCCCUGCUCCGCCGAGGCCCUGGAGCCGGCCUACGGUCAGAACGGACACAUGGCCUUCCCUGGAUCGGGUGGAGUGACCUCUCCGGUCAUCAGCAGCGCAGGACUGACCGGUCAGGUGCAGCCGAGCUCAAUGAAGCCCUCCAUGUCCCUCACACCCGCCAAUCAAACGGCCUGCAGCUCUGAUUGGCUGAGCCAGGAGGAGGGGGGCGGGUGUCAGGGCGUGUCCGGAGCGGAACACGCCCCUCUGUCUCCUCAGAGCAGCGUCGCUUCAUCGGGCAGCGAACAGACGGAGGAGCAGAGCAACACCAGGAACACUUUCCAGGAGGACGGCAGCGGCAUGAGAGACGUGCCGGCCUGGCUGAAGAGUCUCCGUCUUCAUAAAUACGCGUCGCUCUUCUCUCAGAUGACGUAUGAAGAGAUGAUGAUUCUCACAGAGCAGCACCUGGAGUCACAGAACGUGACGAAAGGCGCUCGACACAAGAUCGCUCUGAGCAUACAGAAGCUCCGAGAGCGUCAGAGCGUCCUCAAGUCUCUUGAGAAGGACAUUCUGGAAGGCGGGAACGUUCGGAAUGCUUUACAAGAGCUUCAGCAGAUCAUCAUCACGCCAAUCAAGGUUUAUGCCCCGCCCACUGCUGCCCAGAAGGAGGUGGAGCCUGGAGUGACACCUGCCGAGAAAGCAGCCAAUCCCGGUGAAGAUAAAGAGAGCGAGGGCUUUCAGACCCACAAUCCUCCAGCGUGUGACGGAGAAUCACCGUCUGCACCCAUCAGUGACGGAGACAUCGCCGGACAGUUCACACGCGUGAUGGGGAAAGUUUGUACACAGUUGCUGGUGUCUCGACCGGACGAGGAGAACAUCAGCUGUUACCUGCAGCUCAUAGAGAAGUGUGUGACACACGAGGCGUUCACAGAGACGCAGAAGAAGCGGCUGUUGUCAUGGAAACAGCAGGUUCUGAAGCUGCUCCGCCUCUUCCCACGGAAGGCUGUGAUGGACAGCGGUGUUUACCGGAGAGGGUGGCAGCAGUACGGAUCCAACUCUCUGCCCACAGCUGGAUCUGUGAGUGCAGGACUGGGCAGACGGGGCCAGAGGCCCUUCCAGAUGCCCCAGCGAGGAGCUCCUCCGGCCGGACGCAUGGGUCUGAUGAGCAGCGGUCUGACCGGAGCAUCCCCGCGACACACACUCGCCAACCCCGCCGCUGUCAGCGCACAGGGACGACAGAAUCUGUGGUUCGGGAAUCCUGGAGGCAGUAACAGCAUGCCGAGUCAGAGCCGAAGUUCGGUUCAGAGAACUCAUUCACUUCCGGUUCACACUUCUCCUCAGACCAUGCUCCUGUUCCAGCAACAAGAAUGCCAAGUUCCAGGGACUGAUCUGGAGAUCAACCCCACGCUGGAGUCUCUGUGCCUCAGCAUGACAGAGCACGCCUUAGGAGACGGCAUGGACAGAACGUCGACCAUCUGAGCCUGGAGCCGGUGGAGGACCUGAAAGAAGCCUGCGCUCCAGUAGCCCAGCACACACACGCAAACAACAGUCACUACAGACACACACCACUAACUGUGUAUACCUUCUCUAAUAUUUUUCUACUUUAUUGUACUUAACUAAGUUUAUUAUAAAGGAAAUACAGAAAGUAUAUAUGGCGGAAGGCAGAGCAGGACGAGUGUGUUUAGCUGAGGAACGAUGGUGCUUUGGUCUGAGCGAGACCUUCUUCUGCUGAGCCGUUUACAUCACUUCCUGUGUCCAUCCGCCUGCAUGACCUCUCACCCCACCACGGACUUCCUCCUGUGCUUUUCUGUGUUCGGACGCCAGGUUUAUCUGUUAUAUGAUGCGUUCUCAUUUCUGUCCAGGUACAUGAGGUUUCUUAGCACUUAUACGUGAGAUGUUUACCACAGCCGCAGUGAGUUUGUAAAUACGCAGGUAUAGGAAAAGCAGAAUAUGACCCCAGAGACUUUAUCCAAAUGAUUUUUAUACGCAGAUCUAUGAAGUAAAGACGCGAGAUCGAGCUGUGCUCGUCUGUUGCUCCGCCCCUCCGUGACUGACAGGGAUGUCCGCCAAUGACAGACUCCGCCUCCUACCACCAAUCAGAUUCCACUUCCUCCUCAUCCUCUUUUGAUUUGCUCCCGGCUUCACGGAUUCGAGCGGUGCUUUUCAUUUGUGCUGUGUUUUCUGUUGGAAUGGUACAGUUUGUGAAACCCCAUUCUGCCUUACGGAGCAUCAGAGUGCUGUGUGUGUGUGUGUGUGUGUGUGUGUGUGUGUGUGUGUGUGUCUCAGACGCUGCUCUAUGUCUACUAAAACUCUAUUGACUGAAAAACAGGCUUGUUUGCUUUAUUUGUGGAACGAUUCGGUCUGCGUGUUCGUACCGCUCCAGAAAACCCACUUCACUCGAAAACCACCAAAAGAAAAAGAAGCCUGUUUUCUGUGGAAACUCCUUUCUGCCGUGGCUUUAAAAAAAGCUCUUUAUCUCUUAAUUGUUGAUACAUGAACUCUAAAUAUAAACUCAUAAUAAAAUAAAAAUUUUUUUUUCUCAAUUGUGAGAUUUAUACUUUGAAGUUUUGACAUGAUUUGCAAUUCUGAGAGAAAAAAGUUGCAAUUUCCUUUUUUUUUUUUUUUUUUUUUUUUUUAUUUUGUAGUGAAGGAAAAAUGUGAGUUUUUAAGUUUGUAUCUCCCUGUAAGUUUAUAAUUAAAUUGCAAAAUGUAAAGUUAGAAAGUUAAAAAAAACUGAACUGUUAGAUAAAAAAAGUUAUUUAAAAGUAAUUAUCAAUAUUUUUUUCAUCUCUCAUUCGAUUUAUUUUUUUUUUCUUCAGAAUUGCAAAAUAUAUAAACUUAUGGUAAACAAAGUCUAAAAGUAAUCACUUAAUUUUUAUACAUCUUUAGAAACAAAAAAAUCAGGAUUAGAAGUUUGUGAAAUAUGCCAAAUUGUGAGAUUUUUUUUAAUCCUGUGGCAGAAACGGCUUCCGUGGUUUAUUCUCAUGACUCUUCAGCACAUUCCCGAUUAACUGAAACGCCAAAAACAGUGGACUUGAGUUCAGCAUGAGUGUGUGUGAUGGACUCUGACCAGAGCGGGCUGUGCUCCAGGUUCGAGAGCCGAGGGUUAGUUAGGGCAGAGUCGGCCUGGUGCUGCUUCACUCCAUGCUUCGUUAGCGAGGGUCAUCACGGGGUCAUCACGGGGUCAGGAACCCUUCAGGGGCGGGAAUCAUUCCAAAGAUGUGAUCUGUGUGUGUGUGUGUGUGUGUGUGUGUGUGUGUCCGUGUCUCUCCCGGCGAGACCUCCGACUGUGAACCUCGGUACAGGCCUCUGCAGCCAACUACUUCAGAUCCCACAGAUCAACGGCGCUUGGCAUGAGAUAUUAUUAUUAUUAUUAUUAUUAAUAUUAUUAUUAUUCCUGACAUCUGGAGUGAUGGGAUUUGUGUGUGUUGCUCUGUUUGGUUCAGUUCUUCUAAUAUCUUUGUCAUGCUUCUUACCUGAAUGGACAUCAGAAUGGUAAUAAAUUGUUCAUGUUUUGCAUUUA
Messenger RNA from Puntigrus tetrazona (Sumatra barb), 4421 nucleotides. Its product is annotated as protein Smaug homolog 2. Gene Ontology annotation, molecular function: translation repressor activity; mRNA binding; protein binding. The record is from RefSeq and is a predicted model, not a curated record. The transcript has 13 exons. Bases 401 to 2377 code for a protein of 658 amino acids. Gene Ontology annotation, biological process: nuclear-transcribed mRNA poly(A) tail shortening; negative regulation of translation; regulation of mRNA stability. Gene Ontology annotation, cellular component: P-body. Lineage: Eukaryota; Metazoa; Chordata; Actinopteri; Cypriniformes; Cyprinidae.